This is a messenger RNA of Schistocerca serialis cubense, 3938 nucleotides long. RefSeq names its product trans-1,2-dihydrobenzene-1,2-diol dehydrogenase-like. The coding region runs from base 136 to 1134 and encodes 332 amino acids. The transcript has 6 exons. Gene Ontology annotation, molecular function: nucleotide binding. NCBI's taxonomy places the organism in Eukaryota, Metazoa, Arthropoda, Insecta, Orthoptera, Acrididae. The record is from RefSeq and is a predicted model, not a curated record.
GGAAUAUUAUACGCCUCCAUUAUAUAACGAAUGAUACCAGCGUCUGCUACUGAUUUAAAUAGCUACAAGGCUAAAAUUCUCUGUUGUAAACGCAGAUUGCUCUCGCCCUGGAGUGAGACUAAUUCCUUCUAACAAAUGGCAACCAAAUGGGGAAUUGCCAGUGCUGGCAAAAUCAGUCAUGAUUUUGUUACUGCACUGAGCACUCUACCACAGGAAGAGCAUAGAGUAGUGGCUGUUGCUGCUAGGGAGCUGAAGAGAGCUCAAGAUUUUGCAAAGCACCAUUCUAUUCCAACUGCAUAUGGUUCAUACGAAGAACUUGCGAAAGAUCCCAAUAUUGAUGUGAUUUACAUUGGAACCAUCCAGUCACAGCAUCUUGAAGUUGGAAAACUGAUGUUGAAUAAUGGAAAGCCUAUACUCUGUGAAAAGCCGUUGACUUUGAACUUAAAAGAAACAACUGAGUUGAUAUCAUUAGCAAAGCGGAAAGGGUUAUUUAUGAUGGAAGCAGUCUGGUCUCGUUUCUUCCCUGCAUAUAGCAUGCUGAAGAAAGAAAUAGAAUCAGGUAGCAUAGGUGAAGUCAUUCAAGUGAUGGCAAAUUUUGGGUUUCCUAUAGAAGACUUGGAGCGUAUAAGACUGCGAGAAUUUGGGGGUGGCAGCAUCCUUGACCUGGGAGUUUAUUGUCUGCAGUUUGCUUUAUUCAUAUUUGGACCUGUGCAUCCGAAAGAGAUUGUAGCUGCAGGGGAGUUAAAUGAAAAUGGAUGUGACAGGAACAUGGCCUGUGUUUUAAAAUAUGAAGGUGGUAAAACUGCAGUUCUUAGUUCAAAUGCUCGUGUAACUCUUCCAAAUGAAGCUUACAUAGUUGGGACCAAAGGCAGUAUAAAAUUGCCGAGCUUCUGGUGUCCUACAAGUUUAUCAACACCAGAAAAGAACUAUGAUUUCAUUUUGCCAACAGCAUCAAAACCUUUUAAUUUCAACAACAGUGCAGGUUUACGCUAUGAAGCUAUGGAAGUUCGAAAGUGCCUGAAAGAAGGGUUGUUGGAGAGUCCCAAAAUGACUCAUGCAGAGAGUUUACUUCUGGCUGAAUUAGAAGACAAACUGAGACACAUAAUAGGAGUGAAAUUUGAUCAAGAUGAUUAGAAAACCUUGUCGUUUGUAUAGUGAUUGACUAAUGAUAUUUCAUAUUGUAUAAUUGUGCUCCUUAGUGGAAAAAAUAUGAGUAUGAAACAGUAUAUUGUAUGUUUCAUAUAAAGUGAUGUUUUGCAUACAUUUUUGCAGACAAGAUAAGGCUUCAGAAAAUCAAAUAGAAAUUUUUCUCCCUCCCCCCUACCAUGCCCACCCACCAUCAUCUCCACCCCACCCCCAACCCUCAGCUGUGUAUCCUGCAUAUUCUAGUGAGCAGUUGUGACAACAAAUUUAAUGUAACAAACAGUUUACUGUAAUGAUUGAUUGUUUUUCAUAUUAGGGUACCCAGAGUCAUACCAUUAGAGGCAUUACAAAAUUAAAAUGCACAGAAUGAAGUCUUCUGAAUGUAACCAUAUGAUUGCAGGAUAGUAUGCUGCAGCUGUGUUCUUGGCUUUGCUGUCCACAGCUUGUUUCUUGUCAGUUCCAAAUACUCAUCGUCCUAUUGCCACAUCAGAGAUCUGCUUGACAGUGCGAGUUCAACAUGUAGGGGAAUAGUGCAGCAAAUUGAACUUAAAGCUUCCUUGGUUGCAGUAUUGCAAAUCAUUUGCCCCCCAGCACUCAAAUAGCCUGAUAAUGUAGUGACCCAACUUUCCCCUGAUUUUGACCUAAAGCAUAUUCUAGAUGUUUUGGAUUGGUUUACCUGCUGGAUGCCUCAGCAGAAUUGCCAUCACAGUAUUUUGGCAAUAAAAAUAGAUCAGGGAUUGUUGUACCUAGUCACAUGUCAUCUACUCCUGUGUCCUCAAGGUCGCAAAAUAUUUGGUAGCAUUAGGAGAUGCAAAUUCUGAGCAUACAUUUGUGAAAAUGAUAGAGCAGCUAACUACAUCCCUAUCUUUUCCACAUUGUUUUGCAUCAUCUUAAAUUGUAAUGCUUGCUUAGAUAUCAUAAAAAUUGUCUUUAGGUGCGUAAACUAAAACACAAAUCCUUAGGCUCAAUUCCCGCAUGGGAUGCAGAUGGGAUGUGACAACUCUCACUGAAGUGGUGCUGUCACAAAGCUGUGAGAUGGUUGUGCUACAAAUGGAUCAGAAUGUGUUGUUCAUAUGGAUAUAUUGAUUCAGUGGAAUUUUUGUAACUCACAAAUCUUGAGCAGCAAAGAAGAUAUUGGGUACAUCUGUUAUGGUUGAAAAAAAAAAAAAAAGGAAGAAAAUGGCACAUUCAACGUAAUGAAAAAGCUGAACACAUAUCCCACAUGUUUCCAGCUUUUUUACAGAAUGUCUCAAAAGUGUUUGCUUAUUACAGUAAAUAAUGAGAAAGAUAGCAUUCAGAAAAAGGCAAUAAAACUGGAACAUUUUGAUCCUAUUUCUUAUUUUUCAUAUGAUAUUCAUUUGAGCAUAAGCCUAAAUAUUGCUGAUUGUGCGAGAGAUGCUCAAAAUGUUGGAACACUUCUCCAAAAUAUGGUCAUCUGUUUGUAGAACUUAAAUUCCUUGUUACAUGGCUUACCUUUACUACCAUGUGACAUAGAUUUUGCCCUUAUAGAGAGGAACAAAAUAUCCUUUCACCCAGAAAACUGGUUUCCAGUCAUUUUCAACAUCAAAGGCUAUGGAUUCCUUCUGUGCAAGAUGAAACCAGAGUAUUUCAGAGAUCUUAACACACUACUUCUCAGGUUGCACAGAGGCUCAUUCUAUAUAACUGAUAUGUCUGGCUACACAUUUCAUCUGACUACCAUACAACACUAAGGGGAAGGAGAAUGGUUAAUUCUCAGCAACCAUGGAUUCGUCAAAGCAUUGCAGACAAGCCAGGAGGUACUGGGAAAAAAAAUCUUCCACUAGAUAACAUUAGUUUAUGUAUCUUGUGUGAUAAAAUUCUGCCAGUAAAAAGUGCCUAGGAAAAGUCCUUACUUGACAUUUGUCAGUAUAUGCCAACCAAAAGAUGAAUUUCUGUGAACAAGUACCAAGGGAAUAGUGGAUUUACAUGUCUGUCUGGCAAAACCAAUUGGUUGAGGACAGAGAAUGUAAUGCUUGACUGUACAUGUUUAGUGUAAUUGCAACAGGAAUAAUGUUAAAUUUUUCUCUGCCUUCUGCUGCUACUGCUUGUGAAGAUUUUUAAUGUAGUAAACCUUGUGUGUUUUGACUUGGGUUGUUGUACUUUCUCAAAAUAAAGUUUCUAUUUCUGGAAUAAAUAACACAGAAAAACCAGUGUUUUAGCAGCACAAUGUUGUAACUACACAGAUUCAACAUUGUUUGUCCAUGAAAAUAAAAAAAGAUAGUGCUAUUUUCUAAAAAAGAACAAGUACUUGUGUUAUUUUUCAAGAAAUAUGCAAAAAUAAUGUUUUACGUAACAAAUAUGUAAACAUAAAAUAAGUAGGCAUAAAAUAUCCAGAAUACACAGUACUUUAGCUGCAGCAAUAGGAAAAUCCUAUUUAUCAUUCAUUGCUCUCUGGGAUACAUGCCAUUUGUUUGGCAAUAUGUAAACAAAAGCGGUUAUUGAAUGUGCCAUUAAUGAACUUGUUAGCUGUGUACUGUAUACAUAAAUUUUUCUUGUCUACACUAACUCUGCUGCUGGAUCUGUGGUUUUCUACCUAUAGUUUUAAAAUAAAAAUAAUUCCUAAAGUAAUAUUAAGUUAAAAUAUGACUGUAACUGACUUCAUAAACCACAUACAAAAGAGAAGUUUAAACCAAAAAUUUGUGUAGUGUGCGACCAUAAUAUGUCAAGUGUUGCAUGUCGUAGCUCCUCGCAACCAAACAUCAAUUUAUAUCGCUUAUUUACUCGGGACUGAAAAGAUGUAUCACUCUCCUUCCAUCAUUAAAAACAAUUUCAAUAUG